ACAGUGAACUGGCUCAUCCACCAUCGCCUUCAGCACGAUUGCUAACACACUGUACGAUCAAAACGGACUGUCGCAUUGUUAAUUGACAAAUCCCCUUUCCUACGUAACCGUGGGCUCUUUCUAGUAGCCGAAAGCAGUUCUUAUUCCCCUCUCAGGAGCCGCCGGAUUGUGUCAUAUAAACUCUCUAGUACUUUUCCCUUUGGAAGUCAAGCUGACGUGGAACCUGCUUCCAUAAACCUAUUCUCUCCAACUUGGUCACCAUGGCAACUGAGGAGAAGAAACCAGAUACAGAGGCUCCUAAAACACAACCGGCAUCCGCUGCCUCUGCCAGCCAGAGUAAGUCAGCACCCGCAAAGCCAAACUACACUUUGAAAUUCACAUUGGCUGGCCAUACAAAAGCAGUCUCUUCAGUCAAGUUCAGUCCAAGUGGGGAGUGGCUUGCCAGCUCAUCUGCUGAUAAACUGAUCAAAAUCUGGGGAGCAUAUGAUGGGAAGUUUGAGAAGACGAUAUCUGGACACAAACUCGGCAUUUCGGAUGUGGCCUGGUCCUCGGACUCUAACCUCCUAGUCUCAGCUUCUGAUGACAAGACACUAAAGAUCUGGGAUGUGAGCUCUGGCAAAUGUUUGAAAACGUUGAAGGGCCACAGCAACUAUGUCUUUUGCUGCAACUUCAACCCUCAGUCCAACCUAAUCGUUUCUGGAUCUUUUGACGAGAGCGUGAGAAUUUGGGAUGUUAAAACGGGGAAGUGCCUGAAGACCCUGCCGGCUCACUCUGACCCUGUCUCUGCAGUUCAUUUCAAUAGAGAUGGCUCAUUGAUUGUGUCCAGCAGUUAUGAUGGACUUUGUCGUAUCUGGGACACAGCAUCAGGCCAGUGCCUUAAAACACUCAUCGAUGAUGACAACCCACCUGUGUCCUUUGUGAAGUUCUCUCCCAAUGGCAAAUACAUUUUGGCUGCCACACUGGAUAACACUUUGAAACUUUGGGACUACAGCAAAGGAAAGUGCUUGAAAACAUACACUGGUCAUAAAAACGAGAAAUACUGCAUAUUUGCAAAUUUCUCUGUCACUGGUGGAAAGUGGAUUGUCUCUGGCUCAGAGGACAACAUGGUCUAUAUCUGGAACCUUCAGACCAAGGAGAUCGUACAGAAACUACAGGGGCAUACAGAUGUGGUGAUCUCGACCGCCUGCCACCCCACAGAAAACAUCAUCGCAUCAGCAGCACUAGAAAAUGACAAAACGAUCAAACUUUGGAAGAGUGACUGCUAAGCCUCAAGCUUAUUUUACUUUAUUAUAAUUUGUAUUUUAUUUUGUACUGUUUUUUU
Molecule: messenger RNA, 1321 nt
Organism: Xyrauchen texanus (razorback sucker)
Lineage: Eukaryota; Metazoa; Chordata; Actinopteri; Cypriniformes; Catostomidae
Gene: wdr5
Product: WD repeat domain 5
Exons: 14
Coding region: 261-1265 (334 amino acids)
Cellular component (GO): Set1C/COMPASS complex
Molecular function (GO): histone binding
Source: RefSeq, a predicted model, not a curated record